Penaeus monodon (black tiger shrimp) is the source of this 3467-nucleotide messenger RNA. RefSeq names its product major facilitator superfamily domain-containing protein 1-like. Gene Ontology annotation, biological process: transmembrane transport. The record is from RefSeq and is a predicted model, not a curated record. Gene Ontology annotation, cellular component: lysosome. Lineage: Eukaryota; Metazoa; Arthropoda; Malacostraca; Decapoda; Penaeidae. Gene Ontology annotation, molecular function: transmembrane transporter activity.
AAAGCUGAGGGAAGCAAAGUGAAAGAGAAAAACGGGGAGAAAAUGUUUCAUUGAUUUAAGUCAUGUAGUUUUUCGUCGUGAUCUAUGAAUGACAGUAGAUUUUGGAGCUACAUUAUGAAGUAUUCAAUUAGUGAUGAUUAUGUAGUAUAUCUUUGUUGCCCAUAUACUAUGCGAACUACUGUUGUGCGAACGUACGUUUGUUUGCUUAGACAAAUGUAAGCGAUAAACUUGUGCUCUAUGUAUUCGUGUAUAUCAUUGCUAAAAUUCCUUAUUACCGCUUUUUAUAAAACUUUGUGACUUGAAUAUAGUUACACGUGAAUUUGAUAAUCUAUUACAGCAGUCGGGGUAAUGUGAGCGAUAAAGUACAGUCCCAGAAAACGCACAUUAGUCUCGCCAUGGUUUGUUGAUCCCAAACAGCUGAUUUCCCUCAUCUGCCCCCACUCCCACUCACUCAAUCGCAUUCGUGUGACAACGCCGCCCUCGCCUCACGUGACAUUUUAUCUGCGGUGGGGGCUUCAGUUCUCCCACAGCUCGCAGCAAAAUGGUUGAAAUUACGUCUUCUCAUGAAGAAGAUUCUCUACACGGGGAGAGUCUGCCUCCUCCGCCGGAUAUGGACGUGGACAAUGAUGUGAUUGAGGAGCAUGUUGGAGGAGUAGGAGGCGAGUGUGAAGAAGUUGAGCUGACUGGGUCUGGAGCUUCAGCAUGUUGCGAUCCCAGGAAAGGAGUUUAUAGGUUCAGUGCACUGUUCUUCAUGUGCUUUUUGGGCUUUGGUUCCUAUUUCUGCUAUGACACCCCUGGCUCACUGCAAGACCAGAUUAAGGAUGACAUGGGAGUCAACACAGUCAAAUUUGCCAGCCUCUACUCCCUGUACUCUUGGCCCAAUGUGGUCCUCUGCUUUAUUGGGGGUUUCUUGAUAGACAGAGUGUUUGGUAUUCGUUGGGGCACCAUCAUAUUUUCUUCAUUAGUCACAGUGGGUCAGUUCAUUUACGCAACAGGUGCAGUUACAAAUCAGUUCUGGUUGAUGCAAACUGGACGUUUUGUCUUCGGAGUCGGUGGUGAAUCCCUUGCUGUUGCCCAGAACACCUACACUGUAAGCUGGUUCAAAGGCAAAGAACUAAACACUGUGUUUGGACUUCAGCUGAGCAUGGCUCGUGUUGGCUCUACAGUUAACUUCCUUAGCAUGGGCCCUAUCUAUGCCUGGGUUGAUACCUUUGCCGAUGGGUACAAGGCGCUUGGAAUUUCACUCUUAAUUGCUGGUGCAACUUGCAUCUUCUCUCUGAUUUGUGCGGGAAUCCUAGGCCUGCUUGACAAGAGACGCUCCAAGGUGCUGCGACUCAAUUCUGCCGAGUCUGGAGAAAAGGUGCAGCUUAGGGAUAUUCUCACUUUCCCACUCUCCUUCUGGCUCCUGUGCGUGAUCUGUGUCUCGUACUAUGUAGCCAUCUUCCCUUUCAUUGGGCUGGCCAAAGUCUUCUUCAUGCGCAAGUUCAAUUUCGACGAGACAAGUGCCAACGGAGUCAGCAGCAUUGUCUAUGUCAUUUCGGCCUUCGCAUCUCCUGUCCUGGGAUAUGUUGUGGACCGAUUGGGGCGCAACAUCCUUUGGGUCUUUAUUGCGGUGCUGGUGUCACUCGGCUGUCACGCCCUCCUCACUUUCACCUUCCUUAACCCCUUUAUUGCCAUGAGUGUGUUAGGCUUAUCGUACUCUCUCCUGGCUAGUGCACUUUGGCCAAUGGUGUCUCUCAUCAUUCCAGAACAUCAACUUGGGAGUGCAUAUGGCAUGAUGCAGAGUAUACAGAACCUUGGCCUUGCCUUAAUCAGCAUGUUAGCUGGACUGAUUGUUGACUUGAAAGGCUACCUUGUCCUUGAGAUGUUCUACAUGAUAUGGCUUUGUGUUGCCUUGAUAUCCACUGUGGUAAUGUGGUUGACGGAUUCAGCUUCAAGAGGUGUGCUUAACCUAACUGUUGCUGAACGGCGGAAUAGAGAAGCAGACAGGGAACGCUUACUUGGCUCAUAGGUAAUGUACUGUUAAUGUAGUAAAGGAGGCAGUACGUAUCAGAGACAAGAAGGUCAUGUCAGAUUUCCUUUCAAUGCUCAGGCAGGAGCAGUGGAGGCGAAAUGAUCUUUCCUCAUACCAAAGACAAGGGUCCAAGAGAUUUGCUACCUGAUCUCCUAUGGGAAUGUGAUCAGAUUUACGAAUGAAAUUAUGUAUUGUAGAUAAGGGUCCCAAGAUUUUGCAUUUGAAAUUGUUUUUAAGAGUUUUACUUUUUAUCAUAAUAAGGGGAACAGACUGUGUAUUUUAUUUUUGUAAUGUCUAUAAGUGCAUGAGCAUAAUAAGGUUAGUGACUGCAGAUCAGCAUUUAUUUGUGAUCUUCAAUUGUAUGGAUAAAGUUUUACAUAGAGCUGAAAAAGGAUAUAGUUACUACCACCCAAUGUCUUAUUGUAGCUAAUGUAUUUUAUGUUUACUUGAAAAAGCAUAAGAAUUGAACGAGUGUCUUAUGUAUGCAAAGAAUAACUUUCUUGAAAUCAGAGAAAGUUAACAUCUUGUACUUUUGAUAAAUUGAUUAGAUUGUGUUUGUUCCGAAAAUAUUUUUCCAUUAGUCAAAAGGUAAGGAAAAAAGUGCAAAGGUAACUUUAAAGACUAAAAAAACUUGCAUGGUAAAAAAUAAGUGCUUUAAUGAGGUGAAUUGACUAUAUCAGAACAGCUGUGUUAGUACUGGAUUUAUUACUUUACUUAUGUUUUACAAGGUCACCAUUCUUUUAUAUGAUAUAAAAUGCCAAUAAAAGAGAAAUAUGUAAUCAGCAAACUGCUUGUAAAAAUAUUAACUGGAAGUUUAAAGGGAGAAUUUAGUGUUACAUACAUUUUUUUCUCUUAUUUAUAUCUUUCAAUGACUCCUUUUUCUGUCUUUCAGGCAAGUUGCUAUUACCUUUUUUUUAAUGUAAACCAAGAUAGGGGGGAUAAAAUGAUGCUCAUUUAUUAUGUCUCUAAUGCAUAUUUCAUGUCCUAAAUUGAUCUAGUUUUUUGCAUCAAGUUGGUAAUCAAAGUGCAUUGUCAUUAUAAAUCAUUUUAAGUACAUUUUAACCUCUUCACACGGCUAAUGUAAUGUUAUGGUUACAAAAAAAGCAUGUGUGGAUAUUCAAGGACAAUCUCACAUCCCUUACUUCUUUACCAGCCAUCUUUACUCAAUGCUUGAGGAACAAAAUAGUGUCUGAUGACUGCAGUGAGUAAAAAUCUAAAGCAAAAUUGCAACCUUGAACCUCUACUGGUUGGUAACCUCAACUCCAGUCAAUAUUCUCAUUCAUCCUUUACCAAUACUAAUGUUUUUAUAAAGGAUAACAAGUAUUCUUGAAGAUAUAUAUAUCUUGAAGAUAUGCCUACCAGUCAGGGUUAACAUGGUACUGUCUAGCCAGCCAUGGAUGGGUUAAUCCAAUGCCAACGGGUGUUUUCCCGAUAUGCAAGCUCUCUCUCUCCC